AUGAGGGACCGAGCUGAUCUUGUUGAGCAAGUAGAUCUUGAACAUCUUUCGCAAGAUGAUUCAAGCAUCGUCUCGGACGGUGAAGGAGGCCUGCAAGCAUGGCUUACCAUCACCGGAUCAUUCCUUGUCUACUUCGCUUCCUUCGGCUACAUGAAUAGUUUUGGCUUCUUCCAAGACUACUACCAGCAGCACUACCUCAGCGACUAUGCACCCUCUCUGAUUGCCCUGAUUGGAACGCUUCAACUUGGCCUCAUGUAUCUUGUUGGCCCGGUGGCAGGCGUUCUGUUCGACGCGUACGGGUUUCAGGGACUGUACGCUAUAGCUGCUGUUGGUUCAAUCGUGUCCUGCAUUGGGCUUUCCUUUGCUCAAUCGGGACACAUAUGGCAACAGUUUCUAUUUCAAGGAGUCGUAUUCGGGCUUACCAUCUCGUUCGGAACGCAAAGUACUCUUGCUAUUGCUGGACAGCAUUUCAAAAAGAAGCGCUCACUUGCCAUGGGAAUCGUGGCUGGAGGAAGCAGCGCUGGAGGUGUUUGCCUCCCAAUCAUGUUCUCCCGCCUGGUGCCGCAGAUCGGCUUCGGCUGGUCCAUUCGAGUCGCUGCCUUGAUCUUUCUCUGUUGCUACGGUACGGCUACGGUCAUCUCCAAACCGAAACUUCCGCGUAAACCCCUCAAGUCUGCGCGUGAAAUCCUCGAUUUCGACGGUUACCGAGACCCUCGCUACUGUGCUAUAGCCGCAGCCAACUUUGUUGGAAAUCUGGGGCUUUAUAUCCCAUACUACUACGUUGAGCCGUAUUUCUCCAUCGCCUAUCCAAACGCCUCUAUCCGGAGCUACCUUCUUCCCCUCAUUAAUGCAUCAAGCUUUUUCGGCCGCCUCUGUGGUGGAUAUGCCGCCGACCACAUCGGCCGCCUCAACCUGCUGUACCUCAUGACCACUCUGUCCGGAAUCAUCAGCUUGGCCAUGUGGCUGCCAGCCACCAACCCCGCAACAGUCAUCGCGUUCACGUGCCUCUACGGAUUCUGCUCCGGGAUCUUCAUCAGCGUCACGCCGUCGGCCGUUGCCCAGAUCUCGCCGGAAGAGAAGCUCGGCGCCCGUCUCGGCGCCCUGAACAUCAGCGCCAUGACUGUCCUUGUCGGGACGCCCAUCGGUGGUGCUUUCAUCAAGAAUGGCACCGUUGAGGAGUACAAUCGGUUGAUUGUCUACGGUGGCGUCACGACUACCGUUGCGGGGCUUCUGAUGUUCGCUGCCAGGAUCCUGUGCGAUCGGGAUCUCAGGAAGAAAUGGUAG
Lasiodiplodia theobromae is the source of this 1284-nucleotide messenger RNA. Its product is annotated as Mfs general substrate transporter. The transcript has 5 exons. NCBI's taxonomy places the organism in Eukaryota, Fungi, Ascomycota, Dothideomycetes, Botryosphaeriales, Botryosphaeriaceae. Gene Ontology annotation, cellular component: fungal-type vacuole membrane. Gene Ontology annotation, biological process: transmembrane transport. Gene Ontology annotation, molecular function: transmembrane transporter activity. The coding region runs from base 1 to 1284 and encodes 427 amino acids. The record is from RefSeq and is a predicted model, not a curated record.